This is a messenger RNA of Lottia gigantea (owl limpet), 408 nucleotides long. RefSeq lists its product as hypothetical. The transcript has 2 exons. Lineage: Eukaryota; Metazoa; Mollusca; Gastropoda; Lottiidae. Bases 1 to 408 code for a protein of 135 amino acids. The record is from RefSeq and is a predicted model, not a curated record.
AUGGAUAAAUAUUUGAUCAAAAAAGACAAAUUGCUUGAUGGUUCCGACACUACUACGAUUGACACUGGUAUCAAAACAACAGCGGGCAACACAACGGAUGCAGUACCAAGAUGCUCUGAAAAGACAGGAGUACCAGGUGACAUUGGAAAAGAAGACGUUCCAAAGCAACCGAGAAUAAAAUUUCCAGCGAAGUCUGGGCGCCAUUUUAGUAACAGCUGGGGAUUUCUACAAAGGUUACGAAGUAUAGAGGGCCAAUCAGAUGUUCAGUUACAAACGAUCAAAAAAAGUAAUCACUUGAGACAGUCACAUACUUGCACAGGCAAAUCAGAAUGCAGGAUACACCAACACAGUAAUUUCGCUCAAGAUUUAGAUUUUUCAACUUUAAACACAACAUUUAUGUUUAAAUGA